AUGGGGAGGGGGAAGAAGUCGAAGGAGAAGGACAUGGAGGAGAAACCGCUGGACAUCCUCGCGGGGUCCGACGAGGACUCCGACGGCGGGGAGGACCUCUCUAAGAUCCAUAUCAACGCGGAGUACGCUCGCCGCUUCGAGCACAACAAGCGCCUCGAGGAGCGCAGGAAGCAGGGCCUGGUCCCCGCCUCUGACGACGGCGAGUCAGAGUCGGAGUCCGAGUCUUCGGAGGAGGAGGACGAGGAAGCCGCCAUUGCCUCGCGCCUCGUCGAUCGUCGCGUGUUCGAGGUGAUCCGCCGCAUCCGCAGCGGCGACCCCCGCAUCCUUGACAAGGACGCCGAGGUCUACUCGGAGGACGAGGAUGAGGAGGGCGGUGAGGAAGCUGAGGACGCCGAGAAGGAAGAAGAGUCCAAGCAGGAGAAGAAAAAGACAAAGAGAGAGAAGCCUAUGUACCUCAAGGACGUCAAUGCCCGCCACCUACUCGAGGAGGGCCCAGAGUUCGCAGGGCAGGCCAGCCGGAGCAGCAGCAAGUUCGAGAGGAUCGCCUAUGACGAGCAACAGAAGAAGGGAUUGAAGGUUUUCCUUGAGGCACAGAAACAAGUAUUAGGCGAUGACGACGGCGACGACGAUUUGUUCAAGGUGAAGCCCAAGGCUAGAGCAGGGGCUGAUGACGAAGCGGACGAGGAUGAGGAGGAGAAGCAGACCAAGGAGCUUGCUGGUGAGGUCUUUGGGAAGGAUGAGGAGCUGGAUGAGAACGAGAAGUUCUUGAAGGAAUUUUUCCUUAAGAGGCCGUACCUUGAGGCAGAGAAGAGGAAUUCCUACCUGGAUGAUAUCCAGGAAUUGUCAGAUGAAGAGGAGCUCGAGAUUCAGGAAGAAUAA
Miscanthus lutarioriparius is the source of this 879-nucleotide messenger RNA. NCBI's taxonomy places the organism in Eukaryota, Viridiplantae, Streptophyta, Magnoliopsida, Poales, Poaceae. The record is from the annotation of a GenBank genome assembly.